AUGCCCUCAGAUACUGACAAUGGAUCUAACGCUCCCAACGAGCUCUUUCACUCAAACACACCCGAGCACACUCAGGCUCUGGAGGGUUCUGACACUUCUGCUGGGGACAACCGCAAAGAGCCCUGGCGCGAGCUGCCAGAGUUCAAGUCCGCCAAGGACGAUGUCCAUGUCAGUCAGGUCCGGGACAUGCGCCUUUUUGGCAACAAUAAUGAAUGA
Trichoderma virens Gv29-8 is the source of this 216-nucleotide messenger RNA. RefSeq lists its product as uncharacterized. The transcript has 2 exons. NCBI's taxonomy places the organism in Eukaryota, Fungi, Ascomycota, Sordariomycetes, Hypocreales, Hypocreaceae. The record is from RefSeq and is a predicted model, not a curated record. The coding region runs from base 1 to 216 and encodes 71 amino acids.